AUGGCGGACGAAGACGAGGAAGAUUAUAUGUCGGACAAAUUUUUGCUAAGUACGACUGAUAACAAUCCAGGUUUAGUUCCAGACAAAAUAGCAAAGAAGUAUAGGAGAGAGAUGAAGCAUAAGGAGUUGAAUCAGCGAAACAAAAUGAAACCGAUGAGAGAAAGGGAGAUGGAACAUCGUGAACAGGGUCUAGCAAAUGCUUUAGACAGCAGUAAUAAAGGAUUCGCUAUGCUACAGAAAAUGGGAUUCAAAAAAGGAAUGGGCUUGGGAAAAGAAGGGACUGGAAGAGCUGAACCUAUACCAUUGACUGUUAAAGCAGAUCGUGGAGGCCUUGGGCGUGAUAUGCUCUUAAAAAGACAGAGAGAGGUGAAAGAGGCAUUAAAACAUGAAACUGCAAAGAAAAGAGUGAAGAUUGAGGAGAAGCAGAGAGACAACUUCAGAAAACACAUGAGUGGCAGGUUUGCCGAGAGGCAAACAUCAAGUGAUUUAUAUAAGAGCCAAAAAGCAUGUGAACAGCUGGACAAAUCAAAGGACUUACCUUGUGUCGAGAAGUGGUUUUGGCCACAGGAGGAAACAAAGGAAGAUGACGAGGAUAAGGAAGAAGAUGAAGAAGAAAAUGAUGAGGAAGAGGAGGAAGAGUUGGAGCCAUCAGAGAAGCUCAUACACCUAACAAUGUACUUGAGAAGAACUCAUCAAUACUGUAUUUGGUGUGGGACCAAGUAUGAUGAUGAUCAGGACAUGGCCGACAACUGUCCGGGAGAUUCAGCACAAGAUCAUGAAUAACAAUCAUGAAGGAAGAAGGGAAAAAACCAGGUUAUUUUAUAGAGUCCAUCAAAUUUGUGUUAAGAUUUUCAUCACGAUGACUUUCGAACGAAUACCGGUGGUAAUGAAUGUUACGACCAUACUCGUCAGAGAAAAUACCGAUUGUCGUUGUUCACGCCCGAAUGGGUAUUCACGACCGAAGUCGAUCGUAACCGAUCACUGGCGAUCAGAACUUGAUGGCAGGUUGCGAUUAUAAUUGAGAGAGGCGAUUGUUCACGAAAGUAAUCGCAUGGCUAGCGACAGCUAGACUACGGGGACAAGUGAUGGAGAAUAUAAGGCUGACAGGGUUCUCAUUGACGAUGGACAAACU
Messenger RNA from Pocillopora verrucosa, 1132 nucleotides. Its product is annotated as G patch domain-containing protein 11-like. NCBI's taxonomy places the organism in Eukaryota, Metazoa, Cnidaria, Anthozoa, Scleractinia, Pocilloporidae. The record is from RefSeq and is a predicted model, not a curated record. Gene Ontology annotation, cellular component: kinetochore. Gene Ontology annotation, molecular function: nucleic acid binding.